This is a messenger RNA of Periconia digitata, 1013 nucleotides long. The record is from the annotation of a GenBank genome assembly. NCBI's taxonomy places the organism in Eukaryota, Fungi, Ascomycota, Dothideomycetes, Pleosporales, Periconiaceae.
UUCAUUCGUUUUUGUUCUUUGCCAUGGUGAUGAUGGGGGUGACUCCGGGUCAAGUUUCGAGCAGUACGUCUUUCUCUGCAUGGAGUGGGAGGAAUUCGUAUUCACGGCUAACGUCAUCAGACUACAACUCGUACUCUCCUAUCGACAAGAUACCGAGUACCACUUUCUGCACGUCGACGACUACUGUCAAUGUCACUGUCUUGGCCUGGCGUGUUACGGAGACUUUGACGUCUACUUUCCACAACUUGACAAUUAUCCCCGAAGUCACGCGUUACAGCAAUGGCACGAACGUUACCAACAUCAUCACCGUGACGCCGACAGAGACUCCCUCUAUAUCCCACCCGACAGUCUCUUUCGGAGGCUCAAUAUGUGGGUAUCCUGACAUUUGCGUCGAACCAAUCCCGACAUACGGGCCCUGCCUGGUGCCCCCAGCUACAGCUCCGACGAGCUACGUACCCAUAUCCGUUACAUCGCUAGUAGAAAAGCCCUGGACAGAACCAGUCAAGUACAUACCCGAGACAACGGGGAAAUACGCCACCGCGGCGUCGGGGCCAAGCCAAACGGCUGCGCGAGCGCCCCCCGGGUCUCCCUCCCAGCCUUCCCAGACUCCAACAUCGAAUGGCGCUGGGAACGCCCAAAUUCCACAAGCUUCGAAGGUAUCCCCGUUUGUAUCAAUGUUAUUGCCAUCAACGACAUUGAGACUUGAGCCGGGCCAAAAGACUGGAGUCAACGACGCUCAAAUCUCUUUCGUCGAUGGAGGCUCUGCAAUCGUGAUAGGUACACGGACGAUAUCGGUCGAUGUAGGGACGGAGGCGAAGACUCUGACCUUGGGUGGAAGCGAUUUAUCGAUAAUCUCAGGGACGCAUACAGCGAGCCCGAGCGUUACCAUAGUGAUUGGACCAGAAGACCAAUCCAAGACAACAAGUCCUGCUAAUUUCACAGGAGCUGCGACGAGGCAUGAUUUGGGGAGGGGAGGUUGGUUAUGGAGCGUUCUUGCUCUAUUGCUUUUGUAG